AUGCUUAUAGAGAAAAGGAUAGACAACCGGAACUUCGAUUUUGUAUUACCGGUGCAUGUGGAUAUAGAUGAAAUAAAUGAGUACAACAAAACAUGCAAAUAUAUUAGUGGAAAUAUAAACCCAGAAGUAUAUAGUAAGAACACAAAUAAUACGAUAAGUACAAUAAUUGGAGGAGAGCAGAAUUAUGAUUUAGUCGAAUCGAGUAAAAAAAUAUUACUUGGUAACGGUAUGAGCAGUAUAGUAACAAGUACGCUAAUUGGUCCAGUACCGAACAAUUUAAUGUUUAGUAAAGGGGUUGAGUCAGUGCAGUUUAACAUAAGGAUAAAAAAUAUACAAGGAUGCAGAAAUGAAAGAGAGAAGAUGUUCGAAGAGUUAAUUACAAAAAUGUUUGAGCAAAUACUUGAUAACAGUUUGUAUAAAUUUCAAUUAUUUAAUAUAAGGAUUCAAAUAUUAUGUGAAUGUACUUUUAUCUUAUCAAGUAUAAUAAACUCAGUUAUGCUAAAUUUCAUCCAUAAUAAUAUUAGUUUGAAUUAUGUUAUUGCUGCUGUGAAUAUUGGUAUUGUUGACCAGGCCAAAUAUAAAGCAUACAUAGAGGAGAGGCGCUCCUUGUCUAUUCACAUCCUGGACCAGGUUAGCAGCGAAAGGGAAGUAGUACAUAAAUGGAAAGAAGAUGAUGUACGCAAUGAAUGGGAAGCGGCAUACGAAUUACACAAACAUAAGCUUUUUUAUGAACAAAGAGAUGGAAGGUACAUUCCCCAAAUUAUAGUUGACCCCCUUAACAGCGAAAUAGAUCUCUACUGUAGUAGUGCCUUUUGCUUUAUCAUUGCUCCAGAAUUUCAUAAAGUGAUAUCAAAUAUAUUAAUAAAACAAUACCUAGGAAUUUCAAGAGGGCUUUUUAAUUUGUCAAAAUCGUAUGCAUGUCAAGCUUCGAAAUUGCUACAUGAGAACAUCCGAAAAAAUUUCACAGCGCACUUGAAAAAAAUCGAGACUAGCCUCCACAGCAACUACUUUUAG
Molecule: messenger RNA, 1014 nt
Organism: Plasmodium malariae
Lineage: Eukaryota; Apicomplexa; Aconoidasida; Haemosporida; Plasmodiidae
Product: conserved Plasmodium protein, unknown function
Exons: 1
Coding region: 1-1014 (337 amino acids)
Source: RefSeq, a predicted model, not a curated record